CGGACGGAUAAUCCCUUCCCAUUCGCUUUGCUUCGUUUCGCUUUUCCUCCUACAUCCUCCUCCUUGUUUCUCUCUCUUACCUUGUAUUCCCCAUCACCACCAGAAACAUCCUCCCCUUUUUAGGAUUGAGCGUGCGUGUCUUGGCUUUCAAGCACCGUAUUCCUUACCGACAACACACUUAAAGAGCUUUGCUGGGCAUUCUCUCGACCGCAACCUUUUCCCACAAAAACAGCACCGUUACCGCCCAACAUGCGAUUCUCAACCGCCGUUCUUUUCGCUGGCAACGCCUUUGCUGCCGUCCAGCAGGAGUGUCUCGCCAACCACAGCGAGGACCUCGCCGCCUUCGCCGACUGUGCCAACGAGGGUGCUCUCUCUCUUUGCCUCUCCAACCUCAAGGAGACGGAUGAGGCCGCCAUCAAGACCUGCUACACCUCCACUGGCUGUGCCGAAGAGGAUGCCGCCCGCGAGGCUCACUAUACCCUCGAGCGAUGUGCCGAACUCGCAAAGGCUGGCGAGCUGAAGAAGCGCUACAACAUCGCUGCCCUGCCGACUCUGAUUCCCCAUCCCGAGGCCGCCGGCGUCAUCACCGAAGGCCCCAAGGCUACCGGUGGUGAACUCAAGAAGCGUGCUACUGACACUUCAAGAGGAACAAAGUGCUUCACAACUUUCAAGAAGUCAACCGAGCAGUGCGACCUCACGACCGUUUCGGACAAGACCCAGACUGCCACCUGCUACAGCACCGAGAUCAGCACUAGCACAUGCCGCAGCGACGUUAUCUGCACCACCGACGCUGCCGCCGAGGAUAUCUGCAUGGUCAAGAGGGAAAUGGACACUGCCGGUAUCAUCAUCGCCAUUGUCUUUGCCGCCUCAGCCGCUUCCAUGCUUGGCUACCUCACCUUCAUGUGCUGCCGUGACCGCAAGGAGCAGAAGCGUCUCGUCGCCAAGUCCGAAGCUGUUGCUCUCGCCCGUGCCGCCACAAAGAAGCAGCGCGCUGCUCAGCGUCAGCCUCUCAUCCGCAACGCUUCAGGCCAGUCUGCCCCUGGUGCUCCUGCUGGCAAUCCCUUCCAGGACCGAAUCUAGGCGGAGCGGUCCCGUCGGGGGGGAGCAAUGGGAACAAAACAGCUGCAGCGAGUAUCCGAGGAGGGUCCAUACUCAUACUGAGCUCUUCUGUGUACGGCAUGGAGCUGCCUUGUUUCGAGCGCUUACUCUAUUCUUUUAUAAUGCCUGCGUGAUUACCAGCGCAGGAAAGAACUUCCAAGGCUUGGAAAAUCCUCAGAGCCAUGGAUAACGUCUUUUUUUGAUACCUUGAUAUCACGCCGGGGGGGGAACAAACCUUACAUGACAUGUUUGAGUAUUUUGGAGCAAUGGGAAAGGAUAAAGUCUGCUACUUUGGUAUGCGAAUGUAUCUAUUUAUCUACCUUACGAAUGGGGACGGUUAGACGUUGAAUUAAAGUAUUACGUGUACUUCCA
This is a messenger RNA of Fusarium graminearum PH-1, 1470 nucleotides long. RefSeq lists its product as uncharacterized. The record is from RefSeq and is a predicted model, not a curated record. Bases 250 to 1080 code for a protein of 276 amino acids. The transcript has a single exon. NCBI's taxonomy places the organism in Eukaryota, Fungi, Ascomycota, Sordariomycetes, Hypocreales, Nectriaceae.